AUGGAAGACCGUUCGUUUGAGCCUAUGCUCGUCGCUGGCAAUUGCCAGGUCAACCUCUGGGAACGAUUACAACCAUUCCUAGUUUUAGCGUCUUCAACUGCCUUGGUGUUCACAGGAUGUGGCAUCAAUUUCACCUUCGGUGUCUACCAAGAGCUCUAUGAUUCCAUGUCUAGAAUUCCGAACACUCCCUUCACUGGGGCAUCACCAGCUCAGAUAGACCUCAUCGGAACACUCUCCAUUGCUUUGAUGACUAUUGGCGCUCCAUUUACAACUGCCUGGACAAAACAGUACUCCCCACGAGCCGUUAUAUGGAGUGGCGGUAUCAUUUACGCCGCUGCACUGGUUCUUGCCAGCUUUAGCCAGGCUCUCUGGCAAUUUAUCCUCACCCAGGGCCUUCUCUUGGGAAUUGGGACUUGCAUGGCUUACAUGCCUUCGGUAACAGUGGCGCCCACAUGGUUUUCCCGUCAUCGGGGUCUCGCAAUGGGCGUCAUUCUUUCGGGGACUGGGAUUGGAGGCGUCGUCUGGCCCCUAGCUUUCCGAUCGCUUAUUGAGCGUGUCGGGUUUCGCAACACCCUCCGUAUUACAGCGGGUAUAUCAUUCGUUUUGAUCAUGACCGCUGGAUUCUUUAUGAAGUGGCCAGCCAGCCAAUUAUCUCGCAUCCAGACCGAAAACACUGCUAAUUCCCGCCGAUUGAAUUUCCUAAGAAUCCCACUGAUUGACUGGCGUGUGGUGCGAACUCGCAAGUUCGCAGCCCAUGCGUUGGGCGCAGCACUUCAAUCUGCUGCGUAUUAUACCCCGGUGUUCUUCUUUGCUUCGUUUGCGCGUACCUUGGGUUACUCGCAGGCGACUUCGGCGAAUUUCAUCGCCAUAUCAAACGCGGCUAAUGCCUUGGGCAAAAUCGUUAUUGGCUAUGCUGCCGAUCGAAUGGGAAGACUAAAUACUCUCUUCCUGUCCACAUUGGUCUCUGCAAUUGCCGUCCUGGCCCUGUGGCUACCGUCCGCACUUUCGACCACUGCAGCCAGUGGAAGCAUGCUGUUCAUUGUAUUCACAAUCUUUUAUGGAAUAUUCGCCUCGGCUUACGUAUCCUUGUUUCCAACGAGUUUGGUCGAACUCUUCGGUAUCCAGAACUUUGUUAGUGUCAAUGGUGCACUGUAUAUGGUUCGAGGUCUUGCGACACUGCUCGGCACGCCGGUGGCUGGUUUACUGAUCAGAAGCAACCAGCAACAAAAGGCAAGUCCGAGAAGCUACGAGAAUACCAGUAUCAUGGUUGGAGUUCUUCUGGCUGCUGCCACUUUCGCGGUCCUAUGGGUGCGAAUCGAGGCGACUGUAACGCUAGAGGGAGGGCAGGGGCAUCGAAGGAAGUGGGUGAUGUAG
Penicillium subrubescens is the source of this 1374-nucleotide messenger RNA. Its product is annotated as putative MFS monocarboxylate transporter. Gene Ontology annotation, cellular component: fungal-type vacuole membrane. Gene Ontology annotation, molecular function: transmembrane transporter activity. The coding region runs from base 1 to 1374 and encodes 457 amino acids. NCBI's taxonomy places the organism in Eukaryota, Fungi, Ascomycota, Eurotiomycetes, Eurotiales, Aspergillaceae. Gene Ontology annotation, biological process: transmembrane transport. The transcript is spliced from 2 exons. The record is from RefSeq and is a predicted model, not a curated record.